AUGGGGGUCGCGGGCCGCGGCUUCCCCGGGCCCGCCCCGGCGCUGCUACAGAUCCUGCUGCUGCUGCUGCCGCUGCUGGCGGCCACCGUCCUUCCCGGCCAGGGGCCGCCAGAGGAUGUGGAUGAGUGUGCCCAGGAGCUAGAUGACUGCCAUGCUGAUGCCCUGUGCCAGAACACACCCACCUCCUACAAGUGCUCCUGCAAGCCUGGCUACCGCGGGGAAGGCAGGCAUUGCCAGGACAUUGAUGAGUGUGAAAAUGAACUCAACGGAGGCUGCGUCCAUGACUGUCUGAAUAUUCCAGGCAAUUACCGUUGCAUCUGUUUUGAUGGUUUCAUGUUGGCUCACGAUGGUCAUAACUGUCUUGAUGUGGACGAGUGCCUGGAGAACAACGGCGGCUGCCAGCACACCUGUGUCAAUGUCCUGGGCAGCUACGAAUGCCUCUGCAAGGAGGGGUUUUUCCUGAGCGACAACCAGCACACGUGCAUCCACCGCUCGGAAGAAGGCCUGAGCUGCAUGAACAAGGAUCACGGCUGUAGCCACAUCUGCAAGGAGGCCCCACGGGGCAGCGUCGCCUGCGAGUGCAGGCCUGGUUUCGAGCUGGCCAAGAACCAGAGAGACUGCGUCUUGACCUGUAACCAUGGAAAUGGCGGCUGCCAGCACUCCUGUGAAGACACAGCUGAAGGCCCUGAGUGUAGCUGUCAUCCGCAGUACCAGAUACACACAGAUGGGAAAAGCUGCAUUGAGCGAGAGGACACCGCCUUAGAGGUGAUCGAGAGCAAUGCGACAUUGGCAAUGGUGGAUGGGGACAAGAGAGUGAAACGACGGCUGCUCAUGGAAACUUGUGCUGUCAACAACGGAGGCUGUGAUCGCACCUGCAAGGACACUUCAACAGGUGUUCACUGUAGCUGUCCUGUUGGCUUCACUCUGCAGCUGGAUGGGAAGACUUGUAAAGAUAUUGAUGAGUGUCAGACCCACAACGGGGGCUGUGAUCAUUUCUGCAGAAACACCGUGGGCAGUUUCGACUGCGGCUGCAAGAAAGGGUUUAAAUUAUUAACAGAUGAGAAGUCUUGCCAAGACGUGGACGAGUGCUCUUUGGACAGGACCUGUGACCACAGCUGCAUCAACUACCCUGGCACAUUUGCUUGUGCUUGCAACCAAGGGUACACCUUGUAUGGCUUUACCCACUGUGGAGAUACCGAUGAAUGCAGCAUCAACAAUGGAGGCUGCGAGCAGGUCUGUGUGAACACACCCGGCAGCUACGAGUGCCAGUGUCACCCGGGGUACAAGCUUCACUGGAACAAGAAAGACUGUGUGGAAGUGCAGGGGCUCCUGCGCACUAGUGUAUCACCCCCAGUGUCUCUGCGUUGCACUAAGAGUGGUGGAGACAGGUGCUUCCUCCGAUGUCACUCUGGCAUUCACCUCUCUUCAGGACUGCAAGAAGCCUACUCUGUUGCCUGCGGCUCUCCCUAUCCUCUCAGGAGCAAACAACAAAAACCAAAUGACUCUGCCUUUGGGGAUGUCGCCACCAUCAGGACAAGUGUAACAUUUAAGCUAAAGGAAGGCAAGUGUAGUUUGAAAAAGGCUGAGCUGGUUCCUGAGGGUCUGCAACCGGCACUACCAGAGAAGCGCAGCUCAGUAACAGAGAGCUUCCGCUACGCAAAUCUUACAUGCCGCUCCGGCCAGCGCGUCCCGGCAGCCCGUGGCCCGCCCAACGCCCCUCAGGAAAUGUUGCUCACUGUUGAGUUUGAGCUUGACACUAGCCCACGGGAGGCCACAGUUUCCUGCCGUCUGAAUUGCUUUGUGAAGCGGACGGAGAAGCGGCUGAGGAAAGCCAUCCGCACACUCAGGAAGGCCACCCACAGGGGGCAGUUCCACCUGCAGCUCUCGGGCCUGGACUAUGACGUGACUAAAAAGUCUCCAGGAACACCUGAACCCUGGGCCGAAUCCUGUGCAGUGGGCCAGAGCCACGUGGAAAACCAGUGUGUCAGUUGCAGGGCUGGGACGUAUUACGAUGGAGCCCAAGAACGCUGCAUUUUAUGUCCAAACGGAACCUUCCAAAAUGAGGAAGGGCAGAUCACUUGUGAACCAUGUCCAAGACCAGAAAAUCUUGGGGCCCUGAAGACCCCUGCAGCUUGGAACGUAUCUGAAUGUGGAGGUCUGUGCCAGCCUGGUGAAUUCUCUUCAGAUGGCUUCGCUCCUUGCCAGCUCUGUGCCCUGGGCACGUUCCAGCCUGACACCGGCCGGACCUCCUGUAUCUCCUGUGGAGGGGGUCUCCCCACCAGACAUCCAGGAGCCACUUCCUUCCAGGACUGUGAGACCAGAGUUCAGUGUUCUCCCGGCCACUUCUACAACACCACCACUCACCGCUGUGUCCGUUGCCCAGUGGGGACAUACCAGCCUGAGUUUGGGAAAAACAGCUGUGCUUCCUGUCCGGGAAAUACAACGACUGACUUUGACGGCUCCACUAACGUCACCCAGUGUAAAAACAGAAGAUGUGGAGGGGAGCUGGGAGAUUUCACAGGGUACAUAGAGUCUCCAAACUACCCAGGCAAUUACCCUGCCAACGCUGAGUGCACAUGGACCAUCAACCCACCCCCGAAGCGCCGCAUCCUGAUUGUGGUCCCUGAGAUCUUCCUACCCAUCGAGGAUGACUGUGGAGACUACCUGGUGAUGCGGAAAACCCCCUCCUCCAAUUCCGUGACUACCUAUGAGACCUGCCAGACCUACGAGCGCCCUAUCGCCUUCACCUCCAGGUCCAAGAAGCUGUGGAUUCAGUUCAAGUCCAAUGAAGGCAACAGUGCCAGAGGGUUCCAGGUACCCUACGUGACGUAUGACGAAGACUACCAGGAGCUCAUCGAAGACAUAGUCCGGGACGGCAGGCUCUAUGCGUCGGAGAACCACCAGGAAAUCCUGAAGGAUAAGAAACUGAUCAAGGCCCUGUUUGAUGUCCUGGCCCACCCGCAGAACUAUUUCAAGUACACAGCCCAGGAGUCCCGAGAGAUGUUUCCAAGAUCUUUCAUCCGAUUGCUUCGCUCCAAAGUAUCCAGAUUUUUGAGGCCUUACAAGUGAGUCGGCCCACAUGCUAUCCAGGUGUCCGGCUGUGGGCGUGGUGGACAGAGCUGUCUGCCCCCUGCCUUGCCAGCACACACUUGAACAUUGCUGCCUCUUCUCCCAGCGACUCAUUGGAGUUUAGUCUGUAUAGAUAAUACACAUA
Molecule: messenger RNA, 3214 nt
Organism: Ochotona curzoniae (black-lipped pika)
Lineage: Eukaryota; Metazoa; Chordata; Mammalia; Lagomorpha; Ochotonidae
Gene: SCUBE2
Product: signal peptide, CUB domain and EGF like domain containing 2
Exons: 23
Coding region: 1-3069 (1022 amino acids)
Biological process (GO): signal transduction
Cellular component (GO): cell surface
Molecular function (GO): calcium ion binding
Source: RefSeq, a predicted model, not a curated record